This is a messenger RNA of Octodon degus (degu), 1046 nucleotides long. RefSeq names its product solute carrier family 25 member 17 (gene Slc25a17). The record is from RefSeq and is a predicted model, not a curated record. Bases 86 to 1012 code for a protein of 308 amino acids. Gene Ontology annotation, biological process: transmembrane transport. Gene Ontology annotation, molecular function: ADP transmembrane transporter activity; FMN transmembrane transporter activity; coenzyme A transmembrane transporter activity. Gene Ontology annotation, cellular component: peroxisomal membrane. NCBI's taxonomy places the organism in Eukaryota, Metazoa, Chordata, Mammalia, Rodentia, Octodontidae. The transcript has 9 exons.
GUUCACGCCAGGUUCCCAGUGCUUCCAAACUCCUCUGGCAGCGGCCUGCGAGAAAAGUGUGGCUAGUCUGCCGGAAGCCGCAUCAAUGGCGUCUGUGCUGUCCUACGAGAGCUUGGUCCAUGCUGUGGCAGGAGCCGUGGGAAGUGUGACUGCAAUGACAGUGUUUUUUCCCUUGGACACAGCUAGACUUCGGCUUCAGGUUGAUGAGAAAAGAAAGUCCAAAACUACACACAUGGUGCUGCUGGAGAUCAUUAAAGAGGAAGGCCUCCUGGCACCGUACCGAGGGUGGUUUCCAGUUAUUUCCAGUCUCUGCUGCUCCAAUUUUGUCUAUUUCUACACUUUUAAUAGCCUCAAAGCAGUCUGGGUCAAAGGUCAACGUUCUACUACUGGAAAAGAUCUGGUAGUUGGAUUUGUGGCAGGAGUGGUGAAUGUGUUGCUAACAACUCCGCUGUGGGUGGUAAACACCAGACUGAAGCUGCAAGGGGCAAAAUUUCGGAAUGAAGACAUUGUACCAACCAACUACAGAGGCAUUGUUGAUGCUUUUCACCAGAUCAUUCGAGAUGAAGGUGUCUCGGCUUUGUGGAACGGCACAUUUCCCUCGUUGCUGUUGGUCUUCAAUCCUGCCAUCCAGUUCAUGUUCUAUGAAGGUUUAAAACGGCAGCUUUUAAAGAAACGGAUGCAGCUUUCUUCUUUGGAUGUAUUCAUCAUUGGUGCAAUAGCCAAAGCAAUUGCCACCACGGCCACCUAUCCCUUGCAGACAGUACAGUCAAUUCUGAGAUUUGGACGUCACAGACUAAACCCAGAAAACAGAACGCUGGGGAGUCUUCGGAAUGUCCUCUAUCUUCUUCAUCAGCGAGUCAAGCGUUUUGGAAUACUGGGACUCUACAAAGGCCUUGAAGCCAAACUGCUUCAGACAGUCCUCACCGCCGCACUCAUGUUCCUUGUUUACGAGAAGCUCGCGGCUGCCACCUUCACCGUCAUGGGGCUGAAGCGCGCGGCCCCCAAGCCCUGAGCCGGCCUGGGACAGAGCAGAGCCUCUGGAGACG